Messenger RNA from Mytilus californianus (California mussel), 7383 nucleotides. Its product is annotated as hemicentin-1-like. Gene Ontology annotation, cellular component: cell-cell junction. Lineage: Eukaryota; Metazoa; Mollusca; Bivalvia; Mytilida; Mytilidae. Gene Ontology annotation, biological process: cell-cell adhesion. The record is from RefSeq and is a predicted model, not a curated record. Bases 141 to 5264 code for a protein of 1707 amino acids. Gene Ontology annotation, molecular function: cell adhesion molecule binding. The transcript is spliced from 22 exons.
CAACAGUGACUGUUGGACAACCUAUUUACCUUGGUAAUUACGGACAGGCUGUGCAGCUAGUAUGCAGUGUAAGUGCCACACCCAUCCACACACAGGUUUACUGGACUAGAAUCCAGAACGGACUGCCAGUGACCAUUUCUAUGACAAACACAGCUAAAUUUAGCGGUUCUAUCGUCAGUAAUCCAACUCUUACUAUCAAUAACGUGGAUCAAAAUGAUGAAACUUAUUAUAUUUGUUAUGCAACAAAUACAGUUGGAACUGGACAGAGUCAACAGACCUAUGUAGAUGUUAUCGGAAGUCCACCUGAAAUUGCUAUUCAGUCCAAUAGGUACACUGUACUUCUCGGACAGACAGUUACUCUUGUCUGUACAAUAUCCGCUAACCCAAAUGCCACAAGUGUACGGUGGUAUAAAGUUAUAAAUGGAGUACAAACUUCUCUCUCUACCAAUGCUGGGAAAUAUAACACGCCAACUGUCAGCAGUCCUAAUCUGAUUAUCAACAGUGCUGCUCAGAGUGAUAUUGGUUACUAUGUCUGCACAGCAACUAACGUUGUCGGAACCGGAACCUCAUCUCAGACCUAUUUGGCUGUUACAGGAAAUUUACCAACAGUUACUGUAACUUUAUCAAAUUACAACGCUAACAUUGGUGCGACUGCGACUCUUGGUUGUACUGUUGUGGCCUCCCCUGCUGCCACUAAUGUAUACUGGCAACGUAUUGUUAACAAUCUACAACAAAGUAUUGAUACAACCUCCUCCAACUCACGAUACAGUGGUUCUACAGUCUCUAGUCCGUCACUCGUUAUUACUAACGCUCAGUCAUCGGAUGAAGGAAACUAUAUAUGUUAUGCUACUAAUAGCAUUGGAACUGGUAACAGUCAGCAGACUUAUCUCAACGUCAUUGGAAAUAUACCAAUAGUGACAGUUCAAGAAAGUGUGUACUCUGUCAACAUCGGAGGUAGCAUCAAUCUCGUGUCCAAUAUACAAGCCAACCCACCUCAUACCUCUGUCACGUGGCAGAAAAAUAUAAAUGGAGUAACGACAACGGUUACAAUAUCUGGGAGGUUCUCCGGCGCUGCAGUAAACAGUCCAACUCUUACAAUAUCUAAUGUCACUCUUGACGAUGAAGGCUAUUAUGUUUGUGUUGCAACGAAUAGUGUUGGAAAUGGUCAAAGUUCUCAAUGUUUUUUAGAUGUCAUCGGAAGUAUCCCUACAGUAAUUAUAGGGUCAGACUACUACCCGGUGAACUACGGAAAUACAGCAACCAUUGAAUGCAAUGCUGUUGCUACACCAACAGAAACCAGUAUAUCGUGGCAGAAAAUACAGAAUAGUUUACCAUCAACAGUAGUUAUAUCAGGGCGAUACCAGGGUGGUACCGUGUCUUCCCCUAAUUUGAUUAUCACUGAUGUGGACAAUACGGACGAGGCAUUCUACAUAUGUUUUGCUACUAACAGUGUAGGAACUGGACAAAGUUCUCAGACCUACCUCGAUGUACAAGGAACUGUUCCUUCCGUACAGAUAUUAUCCAACUAUUACUCAGUGGAGAUUUGUCUUUCUAUCACGCUCCAGUGCACCGUGACAGCUAAUCCAUCUUAUACAAACGUGACAUGGAAUAAGAUAGUUAGCGGACAGCAAACUAAUAUAGGAUCAAACAAUAGAUAUUCAGGAGGAAGUACUAAUACGCCUUCUUUAACUAUAUCGAAUGCUGUUGACACAGACGAAGGGUAUUACAUAUGUACCGCAGCAAAUGCAGUGGGUACAAGUCAAAGUGCACAAACAUAUGUAGAUGUUACCGGAAGUAUAUUGACAGUUACUGUAUCACAGUCAUCAUAUAGUGUAAAUCAUGGUCAGUCAGUACAGUUGGUAUGUACUUAUUCCGGAACUCCUGCAGUACAAAAUGUGUAUUGGCAAAAAAUCACAAAUGGCGUUCAGACAAAUAUCAAUUCUACCACUAACGCAAACAAAUAUUCUGGAUCUACAAUUGGACGCCCGUCUUUAACAAUUUUGAAUACCGAAAGUAAUGACAUAGGCUCCUACAUAUGUUACGCUACAAACUGUGUUGGAACUGGACAGAGUCAACAAACGCAGCUUUCUGUAGUUGCCAACGUACCCUCAGUAACAGUCGGACAAGGCUAUACUGUUGUUAUUGGAAACUCUAUUACCAUGACUUGUACUAUACUUGCCACCCCGUCAGCCUCUAGCGUUCAAUGGAAUAGAAUUACAAAUAAUGCACCUGUUGCAAUAAACGUUACCAGCAAUCCAACUAAAUAUUCAGGUUCUACUGUCACUUCACCUUCUUUGACAAUUUUUAACUGUGUUGAGGGCGAUGAGGGAUACUAUACUUGUCAAGCAACAAACUCUGUCGGAACAGGAACUAGUACCCAGACCUUCUUAAACGUUCAAGGCACAAUACCAGUGGUAAACAUUACCAAGUCACAGUAUAGUGUAACAGUUGGUUCGUCCGUUACCAUGGUUUGUACCGUAUCAGCAAAUCCUGUUCAUACCUUAGUUUAUUGGCAAAAAGAUGUGAAUGGAGUAGCAACAAAUAUCAAUCUCUCUCAGACGAGUAAAUACUCAGGAUCUACUAUGACAUCACCAUCUUUGACUUUACUCAAUGCUGUAAUUGCUGAUCAAGGAUAUUACACAUGUAGUGCACAGAAUAGUGUCGGAACAGGUACCAGUUCACAGAUAUUCCUGGAUGUAUCGGGAAGCGUUCCUGUAGUAACCAUACUAUCAAAUAGUUACUCUGUCAAUGUCGGAAACUCAAUCACAUUACAAUGUAGUGUGAAUGCCAAUCCAACAGCGAUAAGUGUCACAUGGCAGCGUUACAUCAAUAAUGUAGCAACGACUAUUGACAUGUCCAGCGGUCGUUACGGCGGCAGUUCAGUGGGUUCACCGUCAUUGGUAAUAAGUAAUACUGUUAUGUCAGACGAGGGGUUCUAUAUAUGUACAGCUACUAACAGUGUUGGAUCAAGGCAGAGUCCACAAAUAUUCUUGGAUGUUAUUGGAAGUAUCCCGACUGUCACUGUUCCAAUAUCUAGAUACACAGUAAACAUAGGAUCAUCAGUUACAAUUCAAUGUAUAUAUACAGCAAACCCAGAAGCUACCAGUGUUAUUUGGGAAAGGACUGUAGCCAACCAGGUCACAGUAAUAUUUACAACCAAUGAUAAAUAUGAUGGUUCUACCACACAGUUACCAUCUUUGAUAAUUAAUAACGUUGACGAGCCCGACGAAGCCUAUUAUGUUUGUAAAGUAACCAACAGUAUAGGAACUGGAAUCAGCUCUCCUAUAUUUCUUGAUGUCUUGGGCAAUAUACCUGUUGUGACAACGCCUACUGCAGCAUAUACUAUAAACAUUGGUGGUUCUGUUACCAUGGUAUGUACCGUGACCGCUAACCCACAACACACCACCGUUUACUGGCAGUAUAUAUCUGGUGGUCCAUCAACCAAUGUGAAUAUUGGAGGAAGGUUUAGUGGCUCAUCAGUCAGCUCACCCUCCCUUACAAUAUCAAAUGCACAGUUAUCAGACCAGGGAACAUAUGUUUGCUAUGCUACCAACAGUGUAGGAACAGGUCAGAGUACAAAUGCUGUCCUAUAUGUUACUGGCAGUAAUCCUAUUGUGAGUCUUACUCGAACAUCUUUUACUGGUUACUAUGGAGAUAAUAUUACACUUGGUUGUAUUGUAUCCGCAAAUCCCGCUGCUACCUCAGUUUACUGGCAGAAAGUUUUCGGAAGUACAACUUUCACUGUAGACAUGUCUAACGCCAGAUAUACUGGAUCAUCUGUCAGUACACCAUCCCUAACCAUAACUAAUCUCAAUAGUAAUGAUGCUGGGAAUUAUAUAUGUCUAGCAGCUAAUCCUGUUGGAAUUGGUCAAAGUAUGCAAGGUCCUUUAACUGUAAUUGGAAGUGUCCCUGUAUUAACAGAUGGCCAAACAGCUUACUCAACAAACAUUGGAAAUAACAUCACCCUAGCUUGUGUAGUGUCCGCUAUCCCUACACAUACUGCUGUUUACUGGACACGAAAGAUAAACAAUGGCAAUAUAGUAACUCUAAAUCCUGCUUCCUCCACAAAAUAUUCCGGAUCAACUAUACAGUCACCGUCACUGACUAUCAUUGAUGUAGACUUAUCUGAUGAAGGCAAUUAUAUAUGUCAUGCAACUAAUGCUGUUGGCACAGGUCAAAGCUCACAGGCGUUCUUAGAUGUUAUCGUUUAUAUCCCAAAUGUAACAGUGUCAAAUGUGUCCCCUGUCGAAUUUGGCAAUUCUGUGACAAUUAACUGUACAGUAACGUCAACACCCGCAGCUACUCAGAUAGUCUGGCAGAGAACUGUGAAUAAUGUCAACACAACUAUUGAUAUAAGUAGUAACAGAUACAGCGGAGGAACGACAUCUAACCCGUCUCUUACUAUCCACAAUGUACAAGCAGAUGAUCAAGGACUGUACUUUUGUCAGGCUUCAAACAUCGUGGGAACAGGAAGUAGUAAUACUGUCAACCUGACUGUCAUUGGAGAUCCACCAACAUCCAUUGCUAUAAGUCCCAGUCAAAUAACUGUAAAUGAAAGCCAGGCUAUAACAGCUACAUGUACAGCCAAAGGCAGUCCAAUAAUAACAUAUACCUGGUUUAAAGAGAAUUCCAAUACACAGUUGUCCACAGGUUCUGUUCUUCAGAUAACAUCAUCAACACGGACUAAUGCUGGAACGUACCAAUGUAGGGCUUCAAACAACUAUGGAAAUUCAAACGCAACUGUUCGAGUGGACGUUAGACAUAUACCCUAUGUAACAACAACACAGCCACCUCAAGGCAUCGUCGGACAAGCUAUUACAAUACAAUGCUCCUACGUUUCUCACCCUACAGCUACUAAUGUUAUAUGGAGUAAAGGAAACCAAGGCAUUACUGUUGAUGGUAGCAAAUACGUAGGCGGUAGCUUGUCCAAUCCUAGCCUUACAAUCAUUAAUCUGACUGCUUCUGAUGAGGGGCCAUAUACAUGUUCAGUUUUGAAUUCCAUGGGACAAAGCAAUUCUUCAUUUGUCACUCUGUCCGUUGAAACAUCAUUUUCAGACCCUGCAGCUGCAUUAAAUCCGGAUUCAACAAUAAGUACAGGCGAAAUAGUCACAAUCAUCUUAGCAUGUGUCUUUGUGGUACUGUUGGUGAUCGGAGUCAUUGUAUGCUGUUAUUGUCAAGAUAAAUGUGCGUCCUUGUGUGGCGGUAAGAAAGAAAGAAUUAGUCCACAACCAGCACCUAAGAGUAGAGAUACCUGUGUACUAUGAAGAACCUGAUGAAUCGGUUAUCUCACUCCGUAAAUUAGAAAUACCAACAUUUAAGUAUGAUAAAAAACCACCAGGUAGUGAGAUCCGUACAAAGAAUGCGUACAGUCGGCACACUGAUACGUCUUAUGACUUUGAGAUUAACAAGUCACAGAUUCUUCAGUCUGAAAAUGUUAAACAACUUGAGCAAAGAACACUCGGAAUAGACAACACAUAUUCCGAUACAACUUGCACAUACGAGGAAGAAGAAAAACGCAGAAGACGCCGGCGUAGGAAAAGAAGGAGGAACAAACUUCUCCGUGAAGAACAGAUGCGGGAGAAAGAAUGUAUUUUAGAAGAUAAAAGAGACAAAGUAAGGUAUUACAUUCCUCGGUUAGGUCAAAACGUAGAGAACUUUAUACCUUGAGGGUGUCACGUGAUCAUGAUCAUGAUAUAAUGACCAAUGAAAAGUUAGUUCGAAUAGAAGUAAUUUGACUUAUUAUAUAUAGUUUGUAAUAUUGGAAAGUUAUGAUAUUGGUAAAGAGUUUUAAUAUCUCAAUCGAUUUAUGACUUUCGAACAGCGGUAUACUACUGUUGCCUUUAUUUAUAGUUGGCAUUGUACCAGUACUGACUAAUAAAUUAAAAUACUUUAAGAUAGAAUAUGAUACUAUCUAAAUUGGUAACAGAAAGUAAAAUUACAGCUGUAAAAUAUGUGUAAUCUAGUUGUUUUAUAGUACCUUACAUUAUAGGCUUUAGAUUGUAUAGAAAUAUGUGUAAUCUAAUUGUAUGUGAUAGUACUUUAAAAUAUAGGCUUUAGAUCGUAGGGAAAUAUUUGUAAUAAAACUAUGUGUGAUAGUACCAAAACGUUUAGGCUUUAGAUUGCACAGAAAUAUGUGUUAUCUGAUUGUGUGUGAUAGUACUUAAACGUAUAGCCUUCAGAUUUAUAGAAAUAUAUUUAUUCUAAUUGUGUGUAAUAGUACCAUUAAGUAUAGGCUUCAGAUUUAUAGAAAUAUGUUUAAUCUAAUUGUGUCUGAUAAUACCUCAAAGAAUAAUAUCUAACAUUAUAUGCUUUAGAUUGUACAGAAAUAUGUUUAAUCUAAUUGUGUGUGAUAGUACCUAAAAGUAUAUGCUUUAGAUCGUAGAGAAAUAUGUUUAAUCUAAUUGUGUGUGAUAGUAUCUAAAAGUAUAUGCUUUAGAUUGUACAGAAAUAUGUUUAAUCUAAUUGUGUGUAAUCGUACCUAAAAGUAUAGGCUUCAGAUUUAUAGAAAUAUUUUUAAUCUAAUUGUGUUUGAUAGUACCAUAAAGUAUAGGCUUCAUAUUUAUAGAAUAUUUUAAAAUGCUGCACAACGACAAUCUUUUUUAUACUUUUUAUCAAUGGAUAUCGAGAUAAAAUGUAAUAGAAAUUUUAAUUUGUUUUAUCUUAUUUUGUGAGUUUUUUGCAUGGGAUUGAUAAAUAAAUCACCUGCAAUUAAAUGUGCUUACUUUUCAUUUUGAUUUCUUUGUAAUUGUUAAAAAAAACUAUAAUCCUACCAUUUUUCGUAUAUCUGAUUAAAUGCUACUAUUAUAUCAUUACAAUUUUCGUUUUCGUGUGAACUUUAAACAAAUGAGGCAUCCACCGAGAAGACCCCAUUUAUUGACUGAUUAUGCACACACACAAAACAUUCAAAUACAUGUCAAACCGAUGAUUUACAUUUUGUUCUAAUUUGUGACGUGACGUCACCAUCAAAUAGACGUGGUUGCCUGUGAAUUUUAUCUAUUUUUUUCUGUAUUUAUGUUUACAUCAGGUUAAAUGAUUUAUAGAAUUUGUGUGCGAUCAUCUCAAUUAUUAAUUAGAUCGCGAGUCUAUGCUUUGUAAAAUAUUUCUUUCAAAUUUUUGUAAUUCAGAUAAACGUUUUAGUAUGUCAUAAAUAAAAUAUUAGAUGUUGAGUCUAAUUGGUGAACAUGGAUUUGACAGCUAAUGCCACUUGAAGUAUUUAUUGUUUGUGAAUUUAAUCAUGUUAUCUUCCGUCCUAUUAUUUAUCAAUGUGUCUGAAUGUUUCAAAGUAUUUUUUUAUGUUGUUUCUUUGUAUAUUAAUUUAAUGACUUUGUUUAUAGGCAAACAAUUAUAUUCUUAUAACAUAUAUCUUAAUAAAUUUAAUUUGUU